Molecule: messenger RNA, 1992 nt
Organism: Didymodactylos carnosus
Lineage: Eukaryota; Metazoa; Rotifera; Eurotatoria; Philodinida; Philodinidae
Source: the annotation of a GenBank genome assembly
CGGAAAAAGACCACUGCCCGACUGAGGAAUUGAACCCCAGACCUUCCGAUUACCGGUCGGACGUACUGCCAUUACACUACCGGGCUGUCUUCUUCCGUCUUAGGAUCUCUCCAGGAUCCUAACAGAACAAUUCUACCUCGAGUCUGGUCCUGACGUAUAAAGUUGAACCUGAACCUGCGGACCUGCACUUGAAAAAAAUAGACCUAGACUUGGACCUGACCUGAACCUGGACCUAUGACCUGAACUUUUGACCUGGGAUGCUGGGUCCAUUGCAUGAAAAAAUUCUAAAAGUAGUGUGAAUUUACAAUAUCCUGUACUAAAGUUUAAGAACAGUUCUCAGAAUAUGUGAGAAGCACGUGAUAGAUAUUUUGAAUAAGACUUGAUAUAAGACUUUAGGUCACAGAUACAGGUUCAGGUCAAAGUUGAGGUCUCCUUUUUCAGGUUCGGGUCUUGCAGGUCCAAGUCCACUUUUGCUAGGUCAGAUCUGGACAUAUGACCAGAACCUGACCUGGACCAUCCUGUCUCUGGCCUGUGCAUCGAUUGAGCAUAAAAUCAACAAUAACUAUUUUACUAUUUUGUUUUGUUGAUGUAAAUCGACAAAUGCUUACCGUUGAGCACUGAUGACUCCUUAGCUCAGGUAAGAGAGACUUUAUAUUGGCGAAAUAAAGUCGUUCAUAUAAACCAUUUUUCGUAAAUAAUUUCAUCAAUAAUCAUAAAUCUUACUCAUCUGUAUCUUCAGCGUACGCGUGCUCAGAGGAGGGAGAAUUGGGGGAUCAGUUCCUUUCCUUCCUGGAAAAAUUUGUCCCUAAUUAUUCGUAAUUGCGCUAUACUCUGAAAAGCAAAGAGAGAAAUUAUAAGAAAACGAAGAAUCCGCUUUCUACUAGAUAAAAAGUUUUUAUCUCCCCCUUUCUGUCAAAAAUCCUAGAGAUGUGCCUUAUCUACAGUACAGUCUAUCGUGCAAAUUAGCAAAAUAUCUGACUUUAAUCUAGUUCCUAUAUCUAUUAUUUAUAGAAAUGUAAUCUCAAGUAAUUUUACUUGUAUUAAUUCAAUUAGAACCGCAUAUGCUAUAUUAAGCUAACAAGUAUGCUCAAAAGUAUUGUUAAUAAAAUAUCACUUAGACAAUUAUUUUAUUAUUAUCGUUAUUAUUUACUCAGUAUUAUUUUUGGAAUUAUUUUUAUCUUGUUUACUCUGAAUCGGAAAAACUUUUGGUCUAAAAAUAUUUGUUGUAAAUCACUUUCACCAUUAAAAGAUGGUUCACCAUAUUUUGCAUAUGUAUUAUCAUCAAUUCCAGCACACUAUAAUUUUACCGUUUCAAAUUUAGAAAAAGCCCUUUCUGGAUAUUUUAAAAUUGAACAUUUUCAAUCGGUAUCACUUAAUGAUACACGAAUUAAUAGAGAGCUUAGAACAGCAUCAAUACAUCAACAAUCAAAUUUGCUCUCACAUAUUGACAUGUGGUUAAAUUUUUCAUCAAGAUCAGAUCAUGAAUAUGCCGAUAAUGAUUGGUGUUUUAUAUUUGAAGAUGAUGUGAAUAUUGUAGAUUUGAAAGUACAUUUUCCACAGAUUUAUUCAAAAUGGAAUUAUUCAAAUCCGCGUCAUUCAUUAAGGGGCAUUAUUGACCAAGCGUUAAAAUUAGCAGAACUAGAUGGUGUACUAUAUUUGGGUACAUGUGGACCAGAAUAUCCGAAGAACAAUUCAAAAAUUAUUUAUACGUCCGACAAUUUGUUUGAAUUUCGUCGUGGCUCGUAUUUCUGUUCACAUGCUAUAGCAUAUAAAAAAUGGCGUUUAAAAACACUCUGGAGUAACUAUUCAGUUUAUCAACCUAUAGCUGAAUAUAAAGGAGUGGAUGGGAUAGCGAAAACAUAUCAAAUAAUAGAAAAAAAACUUCCAUUGUCAGUGGCUUCCAACAUACAUUGGCCACCGAGUACAGGACAUUUUGGAUUUUUUUACCAAGACAGAGCCGUAAUAAAGUCAACGAUAAAUGCUGGUAGAUAG